Molecule: messenger RNA, 1168 nt
Organism: Carassius carassius (crucian carp)
Lineage: Eukaryota; Metazoa; Chordata; Actinopteri; Cypriniformes; Cyprinidae
Product: secreted frizzled-related protein 1-like
Exons: 4
Coding region: 104-1012 (302 amino acids)
Biological process (GO): canonical Wnt signaling pathway; non-canonical Wnt signaling pathway; negative regulation of canonical Wnt signaling pathway
Molecular function (GO): Wnt-protein binding
Source: RefSeq, a predicted model, not a curated record
CAAAAAACCCAGUUACCCUGUGCAGCUCUAAUGCAAAGACAUACUCCCGAAGCCUCAACAGUCAACGCAGGUGGAUAUAACUGUUAUAUUUUCUCCACGUGCCAUGAAGAACCUUCUCCCCAAGCUGUGGAUCUUCAUCGCUCCAGUUGUCUUCCUCCCUUCGCUCGUCGCCGAGGAUUAUUACAUCACAUGGAGACCGGAUUUAUGGCCAAAAGACGACAAAAACUACCAGUGCAUGGACAUUCCCGAGGACCUGAGGUUGUGUUUUAAUGUGGGCUACCACCAAAUGCUGCUUCCCAAUUUGCUGGAGCAUGAAACCAUAACUGAGGUGAAGCAGCAAGCGGGCAGCUGGGUUCCUCUGGUGCACAAAGCCUGUCACCCCGGCACGCAAGUGUUCCUCUGCUCGCUCUUCGCCCCCGUGUGCCUCGAGAGACCCAUAUAUCCGUGCCGCUGGCUGUGCGAGGCCGUCCGGGACAGUUGUACCCCUAUAAUGCAGGCGUUUGGGUUCCCUUGGCCUGAAAUGCUCAACUGUGACAAGUUUCCCCUGGGCGACGUGUGCAUUUCUAUGAACACCACCAGCAGCAAUGAUACGGAUACAUCUCCAGGUGCCACUUCUGUGUGUCCACCAUGUGACAAUGAGAUGAACACCGAUGGAAUUCUGGAACACAUGUGUGCCAGUGAAUUUGCAAUCAAGACGAAGAUUAAGGAAGUCAAAAUAGACAACUUAGAUCGAAAAGUCUUUCUGAAAAACAAGAGGAAGGCGGUGAAGCUUGGAACUCUGAAUAAGCAGGACCUUAAGAAGCUUGUGCUUUACCUGAAAAACGGAGCAGACUGUCCAUGCCAACAACUGGAAAACCGAGCGAGCAACUAUUUAAUCAUGGGCCGGAGUGUGGGGAAACAGUAUAUAUUGACAGGCAUUCAUAAGUGGGACAAAUCUAGCAAAGAAUUUAAGACGGCCCUUAAAAAACUUAAAAGCCUCAAAUGUUCAGCUUUUGAGACAAUGUUUAAGUGAUUUUUGAUCAACUGGUUACUAAUCUUUGUGAACAUCCCAUUAUAACAUAUUACUUUUUGCAUUACAGUACAGUAUAUAAAGGAACCAAAGAGGCCACAAUCCAGCUUGCAAUUUAGUUCAGAUUUUAAAAUAUUGUUGAACAUUUCUAACCAAUCC